Messenger RNA from Lemur catta (Ring-tailed lemur), 8680 nucleotides. It is a transcript of the gene EFCAB6, whose product is annotated as EF-hand calcium binding domain 6. Bases 491 to 5086 code for a protein of 1531 amino acids. Gene Ontology annotation, molecular function: calcium ion binding. Gene Ontology annotation, cellular component: nucleoplasm. The transcript has 34 exons. The record is from RefSeq and is a predicted model, not a curated record. Lineage: Eukaryota; Metazoa; Chordata; Mammalia; Primates; Lemuridae.
GCCGCCGAAAGGGCUGCGCCUCUGCGGCGCUGCGGCCUGGAGUCUGCGCGCAGGUGUUUGCCCGGCGAGGCGGAGAGUCAGGGCGGGGGCCUGGAUCUCUACUUCUGCCCCAUGUACAAAGAUCUCUACAGCAUCCAUGCCGUGACCCCUUCAGCUGACUGGCACCUGGAGAUGGAAGCGACUCCAUGAGGAUGUUCAGUAGCCUGGUGCCUGUCCAGAUCAGGAAUCUGGUGGGAGGCUACUGGCUGUUAACAAGGCAGUUGCUUUAGUAAAGCUUCGCUACAGGUAUUGGUAACUGUGGCCCAUCAGGAGCAAAGCUUAAUGGAGUGCUUGCUGGAUGCCAGGCCAUGCUGAAUAUGAAAAGUUGAGUGGAGCCCCUUCCACUCAGGGGACUUGCUGUCGAUCAGGGGUCAGCUGAAAAGCCUGAAAGCAGAGAAUCAAAGUGAAAACCAAGAAUUCUCAAAUUCAGAAACACUUUAUCUCAAAGAAAAUGAAACGAAAUACCACCAAAACGAGCGCUACCAAAGUCAGCAGCACCCUAGCGGGCAGCACCAAAGCCAGGGAUUUAAAGUGCAAAAUGGCGAUUAUACCAGAUUGGCUUACUUCGUAUCCUCACACGCGAAAAUUUACAUGUUCAAGACCCCAUUCUUCACCAUGUAGAUUAUUAUAUUCAAAGAAUGGUUUCCAAAAUAUGUUCAGACCUUCAUCUUCAAACACAGCUGUUGCAAAUCCAAUACUGUCCUUCUUAGAUGUUAAACGGAUUUUAUUUGAAAAAAUUACUGCUAAAGGGGAUGAGUUGAAAAAAGCCUUUCAGCUGCUUGAUCCUGGUCAGACCUUGACUGUGUCAAAAAAUGAACUACGAAGAACUAUCACAACCUUCCUGAUGCCUCUCACGAGAGAACAGUUUCAAGACGUGUUGGCUCAGAUCCCCCUCACGGGCUCUGGUUCUGUACCAUACCAUCAAUUCCUGUCCAGGUUUGGUGGAAUUGACCUAAAUGUAAAUGUUAUAAAGAAGGGUGGUGGAAAUGAAAUUAAUUGCUGCCGGACAUUAAAAGAAAUUGAAACCCAAGUGGGAGAAAAGGUUUUCAAAAACAUUAAAACAGUUACCAAAGCCUUUAAGCUCAUUGAUGUUAACAAGACUGGACUGGUUCAACCACAUGAGCUAAGAAGAGUUCUGGAGACCUUCUGUUUGAAGUUAAAGGAUGAAGAAUACAGCAAGUUUUCAAAACACUACAAUAUCGAUAAAGAUACCGCAGUGGAUUACAAUGUCUUUUUGAAGAACCUCAGCACAAAUAAUGAUUUGAACCUUAGAUAUCUUAUGGGAAACCAAGAUGUCUCAUUAGAGUAUCAACAAGGCAAAAAUUCCAAAAAGGAGCGUCUAAUAAAUUCUGUGUCAUCUGAAGAUACCUGGAAAAACUACUCCUUAGAUGAAAUUGAGAGGACCUUUUGCCAAGAGUUUUGGAAGUCCUAUGAAAAGAUCGAAAAGGCUCUCAGUGCAGGGGACCCAUCUAAAAGUGGUUAUGUGUCUUUUAAUUACCUAAAGAUUGUCUUUGACACCUUUGUAUACCAAUUACCAAGAAGAAUUUUUAUCCAGUUAAUGAAAAGACUUGGACUUAAAACCACCACAAAAAUCAAUUGGAAGCAAUUUCUAGCAUCAUUUUAUGAGCCUCAGGGGUUGGAUAUUAGCAAUAUUGUUCCCCCAAGAAAAAGAAAUAGCUUCAACUCUAGAAAUCAAUCUCGCAAGAAAGAUAUCAUCACAAAGUUAUUUAGACAUUCUGAAGACUGCUUUACAUCAUUGAAGAAAGCAUUACUGAUGAUCAAUACUGAACCUGAUGGACAGAUAGCAGGGGAAGAAUUGCGACAUGUUCUAAAUUGCAGGGUCAUAAAAUUAAGUGAUUCAGAAUUCAAAGAACUAAUGCAAACGCUCGACCCUGGGGGCACUGGAAUGGUCAAGGUCUCCACGUUUACUGACCUGCUUGAUGAGAACCCAAAGAUGAGGAAGGUAUCCCCCGGCACAGACACUAAGACACCUCUCCACCUGGCUUGGGAUUCAGUAGAAGAAGUUGUUCAUGAUGCAAUUACUAGGAGUCUACAAGCUUUUUAUAACAUGCUGCAAUCAUAUGACCUUGGAGACACAGGGCUCAUUGGUCGAAUUAAUUUCAAGAGACUCAUGAACAUAUUCUGCCCACUUUUAACGAAUGAACAUUUAGUAAAACUCUACAGUAAGUUUCAGGAUGUUGGUUCAGGAAGAAUCCUUUACAAGAAACUUUUGGCAAGCAUAGGAAUUAAUGGCCCACCUGUCAUCUCUCCAGUUCUUGCUCCAAAGGAUCAGCUAAGUGAACGUUUUCAAAAAGCAAAACAGCAGCAGCCAGAUCUUUCUGAGAGAACCAAGCCCACUGAGGAUAAAACCUCCCUGACCAAGAAUAUGACCAAAGAAGAAGUUAUCAAAAAACUCAAAAACUAUAUACAGCAGCAGGACCCAGCAUUCAGAAAACGAUUUCUUGACUUUGGCAAAGAACCUAAUGGAAAAAUCAACGUGCACGAAUUUAAGAAGGUACUGGAAGAUACUGGAAUGCCCAUGGAUGAUGACCAGUAUGCUCUGCUGACGACAAAAAUAGGCUUUAAGAAAGAAGGGAUGAGUUAUCUUGAUUUUGCAACAGGAUUCGAAGGUGGCAAAUGGCCAGAUACUCAAAGGAAUAGGCCAGAAGCAACCCCACCUCACACUCCAAUUUCUUCAAAAAGUCACCUGGACAGCCACUUUAUAACUGCUGAAGAAUGUCUGAAACUUUUCCCCAAGAGACUGAAGGAGUCAUUCCGGGACUGCUACUCAGCCUUCUUUAAAACAGACACUGACAGGGAUGGCAUAAUCAACAUGCAGGACCUUCAGAGACUGCUGCUGCUCUUGUUGCUCAACCUCAGAGAUGAAGAAUUUGAGCGUUUCCUUGGGCUUCUCGGUUUGAGACUUAGUGUCACUUUAAAUUUUCGGGAAUUUCGGAAUUUGUGUGAAAAGAGACCAAUCAGUACAGAUGAUGCACCUCAAAGACUCAUUAGACCAAAACAGAAGGUCGCAGAUUCGGAACUGGCUUGUGAACAGGCUCAUCAGUAUCUUGUUACCAAAGCGAAAAACAGAUGGUCAGACUUGUCUAAGAAUUUUAUAGAAACUGAUAAUGAGGGCAAUGGCAUUCUUCGACGACGGGAUGUAAAGAACGCUCUGUACGGUUUUGAUAUUCCCCUCACACCGAGAGAAUUUGAAAAGCUUUGGACAAGCUAUGACACUGAAGGAAAAGGGCACAUUACUUACCAAGAGUUUUUACAGAAAUUGGGUAUUAACUAUUCCCCAACUGUCCAUCGGCCCUAUGCAGAGGAUUAUUUCAACUUCAUGGGUCAUUUCACGAAGCCACAGCAGGUACAAGAAGAGACCAAGGAGCUGCAGCAGAACACGGAGAAGGCUGUGCCCGCCAGGGAUAAGCUUAUGGACCAUUAUCAAGAUAUCAGCAAAGCACUCACCAAAAUUGAUAAAUCUAAAAAUGGCUACAUAGCCAUAUCCAGGAUACAGAAAGUACUGCAAGAAUGCGGUUGUUCUCUCACGGAAGAGGAGCUGACCAAUCUUCUAAGCAGUUGGGGAAUCAGCUGGCGUGAUAAUUCUGUCAGUUACGCUGACUUCUUGAGAGCGCUGGAGAACAGCAUGCUGGCAAGAGCUCAGCUGAAAGAGAAAGAGGAGAGCCUGCCAAUCAACUUUUCCACGCUGGCCCCAGAGGAGGUUGUGAAGAACAUCCAGGAGGUGGUCGAGUCUUCCCAGCCCGCUUUGUUAAAGGCAUUUUCUGCAUUGGAUAAAGAGGACACAGGAUUUAUAAAGGCUACAGAAUUUGGACAAGUUAUUAAGGAUUUCUGUUACAAACUCACAGAUAGUCAGUAUCAUUAUUUUUUGAGGACACUAAGAAUUCAUCUAACCCCCUAUGUAAAUUGGAAAUAUUUCCUCCAGAACUUCAGCUGUUUCCUUGAGGAGACGGCUGAUGAGUGGGCUGAGAAGAUGCCCAGAGGCCCGCCGCCCAGCUCUCCCAAGGGAACGGCCGACAGGGACCUCCUGGCUCGUCUCCACAAAGCAGUGACUUCCCAUUACCAUGCCAUUGCCCAGGAGUUUGAGAACUUCGACACCGCGAAAACAAGCACGGCCUCCAGAGAGGAGUUCAGGGCCAUCUGUAACCGCCAUGUCCAAAUCCUGACAGAUGAACAGUUCGACAGGCUCUGGACCGAGAUGCCCGUCAGCGCCAAGGGCAGGCUGCGCUACCUGGACUUCCUGAGCAGGUUCAGCUCUGAGAGGGAGGCAACGCCACCAGCCGCUGGCGAAUCGGUUGAGGCCCAGAGAGGAAGCAGUGUUCCCGAAGUCUCAGAAAGAGCCAGAUCUGCCAUCUCCUCACCCGCUAAGGACCUGAGAGCCGGGCUCCGGUCUCACAGCCACCCCUGUACGCCAGCGAGCAGCGUAGCGGGCACGCCGCCCCUGCAGAACUGCGAGCCCAUCGAGAGCAAGCUCCGGCGGCAGAUCCAGGGCUGCUGGAGAGAGCUGCUGAGGGACUGCAAAGAGAGGGACGUCAACAAGCAGGGCGAGAUCACCGCGGCCGAGUUCCUGGCUCUUGUGGAGAAAUUCAACCUGGACAUAAACAAAGAGGAGCGCCAGCAGCUCCUUAUAAAGUACGACUUGAAGAACAAGGGGAAGUUUGCAUACUGCGACUUCAUUCAGAGCUGCGUCCUCCUGCUAAAGGCAAAGGGAACCUCCCUGCUGCAGAGGAUGAAAAUCCAGAACGCACACAGAAUGAAAGAAGCUGGUGCCGAGACUUCGUCCUUUUACUCUGCUUUGCUGCGCAUUCAGCCCAAAAUCAUGCACUGCUGGCGGCCGAUGCGGCGCACAUUCAAAAGCUACGACGAGGCUGGAACGGGGCUUUUAAGCGUGGCCGAUUUCAGGAAGGUCCUGAGACAGUACAGCAUCAACCUGUCUGAGGAGGAGUUCUUCCACAUCCUGGAGUAUUACGACAAGACGCUGUCCUCAAAAAUCUCCUACAACGACUUCCUCCGGGCCUUCCUGCAGUAGGCACCCCGUGGGGCACCCCCGACAGGCAGGGCCACGGGGCUUGUUUCAAGACUAAUCAAAUCAGAUUGGGGAGUUUAAUGAAUACUCCAAAGUGUCUCCAGAAACAAAACCCAAAGCCGAGGCUGGUCUGUGUCUGUCCUGGUGGGGGGGGGGAGGGGGCGCACGCUUGGCCGCCCCCAGGCUCAGGCGCCUUCACCUGUUAGUUUGCGCAAAUAAAAUAGUCUUUGCAAGGAUGACUCCAGAGACUUUAAAAGAACUACUAAUGAUAAAAUGCUCUAACACAUGGAGUCUCUGGAGGUUGUGUUGGUGACUGCAGGCUAGCACGUCCCCGAUGCAGGGUGCAGGCCCCCUCCACUGCCGGCAUCCCGUGUCAGGGCCAGAGGACGUCUGUACCACGCUGCACUGGCCCUGGGCCGUGUGCAUCGACCGUCCCUGUCCCUGCUGAUGGACCAGCCAGCCUCACCUCACCCCAGAACCACUCACACGUCAGGCCCCGGCAGCCCUGCAGGGCUCAGCCUUCCUGAGGCCUCCCGAGGUCCGGCCGAGCCGGCAGCUGGAAGCGCCAGUGACCACUGUGACAGGAACUCCUCGGAAAUGACGGCCCGGCAAGCUCAGAGGAGCCUGGAAACUGCUGUGACGCUGAGCGGGAGACACAGGCAGAGUUUGCUGCCUUCUGGGAGGUUCUCCAAGGACUGGGAGCUGCAGGCAGGAGAGCUGGCUGGGCUGUGUGGCCAGGGGCUGUCGGGGAGGGGUGCGGCGAGGGGGCGAGGCAGCCCCUCCACUCCCAUCUGGGCCCCGGCCACACUGACCCGAGUGCCCUUCCCUGCCCCUGCGCGGGGGCCCAAACCAGGCCCCACCUGAUGGAGCAGAGCUCUCCAUGUGCGCGGGGGCUGCCUGCCUGGGGGGAGAGAGGCCCCACCCAUGUUCCACACCUGGUCCACAGACUGGACCCCCCACACUGACGGGGGUGGGCCCAUGGGAGGCUGCAAUGUCAGCUCUGAGCAAGGGGGCGGCCCCACCCGGGCCCUCCACCUGGCCCGGGGCUUCCUCCGCUCAGCCCGGACAGCCUCUGCCGUGCCUGGCUCUGCUCCAUCCAACUGCAGGCGCCUCCUGGUCCCCAAGUUGUGAUUUGGUGAGUGCAGGGGGCACCUUCUCUAGUUGUCUUAUUUUUGCCUGUAAUUAACCUAAAUUAGGAUGUCUGGAUUUAUUGCAGUUGUGGAAAUUUGCUGUUAACCAAAUUGUGUGAGACUGAGGACUUUACCAUCAUGGUGCUUAACUAGCCACACGUGUAAGCCUGGCAGGGGCCGCGCACACUGGGGUCUCCCUAAGGGCAGCCAACAAACCAGCACCCGCAGCGGCCCAGCCACCAGGAGGGCAGGUCUGGGGCCCCGGGCCACGGCAUGGGAUUCUCGUCCCUUUCUGUGACCUCGCUGCUGUGGCCGUUCCGCUCACUGUCCCCACACCCAUCAGGACACAGCACGAUCCUUCCACUCAUCGAGGAAGUAGUGAAAUGUCCUCCCCAGAAGCCACGUGAGCUGUCACGAAGCCAGGGCCGGCUGUGCAGGCAGCACAGGUGGCCGGGGGUGAGGAGGUGGCUCUCUGCUACCUGCUUGCUCCUUGGCCCGGCAGGGCGGGCAUCAGGGACGAUGAGGCUGAGGGGCUCUGGCCAGGCCAGGGCUGGGGAGACCUUAAGAUCCCAGAGAACCUGGGGGCCGGGGUGGCCCGGGGCAGUCGGCCACUGCAGGACAUGGGGUGCUCAGGCAGCCCUGGGUCCAGGCCUCGAGUAGGUGCAUCAACAGAGCCACGUGGUACCCCAGCGGCUCCUCCAUGUGCUUUGUGCAGGUCACACCCCUCCCUGGUUCCCCGUGUCCUCUCUUCUCUGUAGGAACCUUUGUUGUGGGACCUGGCGUGGGGGCGGCCGGUGUCCUGGGAAGAGGUUUCACGCUGGGGUAAGGAAGGCCUGUGAGGGCCGGAGGACCCCAGCUCGGGAGUCAGGCCAAGGGACAGGGCAGUGCCACUGUCGGGUGAGCACGGACGUGUGCUGGACUGUGGCUCGGCGCGUGAGUAUCCCCAUUUGACAGACAAGGAAACUGAGUCACCAGAAGUUAACUUAUCCAGAGUUUCACAGCUGGCAGGACGUGCCCCAGGCAGCGAGCAAUGGCCCAGGCCAGCGUCAGAGGCCCUGAAUGGGGUGGACAGGCUCCCCCUAUGGACAGCACCAGGAGUCACUCGCCCCCACCAAGACCCUGCCUUCGUGCCUCCUGCCGGCCCCUCCCCCUGGGCUCCUUCUGUCCUCUUCCGCACGGCCCCACACGCCUCCUCUGAGGCCCAGCUCUGAGGUCCCCUGCUUGGGGAACCCUCCUGUAACCUCUGGGCAGAGGCGGAGCACCCCGUGGUGCUGCAGAGGGACAGCGUCACCAGGCGGUGUGCGGUCCCCUCCCUGCCCUCUGUGCAGGGCCGCUGGGCCACGGUCCACCCCCGGAGCUGUCCCCCAGCCCGGCACAGAGGAGGUGCCCUGGUGCUGGCUGGGCACAGCCCCUGGUCCGUCUCGCAGCAGGAGGGCACGCCAGGCUCCAGGGGUGCCAGCUGCCGCCGCGUGCACGGACUUUGAUUCCGCGCUCCUGGGACGACACUGCCCUUCCCACGUGCCCCCCCCGACGCCCCCGACGCGCAAGGAAGAGGCGCCCGUGGACUUCUCUUUCUUUUUACAAAGACUUUAUUGUCUGACAUGCUUGACAAAAAAAAUUACAGCCACAAUCAAGUUAUGCCAAAAUGAUUGAGGAGCACGCCGUCAUCUUUCAUACCUCACGACUUUUAAUGCAUUUGCUCUUAAAGUAACAGCUGCCUUCGUAACUUCUCUUUCCCACAUAAAAAUACACCAUAUUCUGAAGAUACCUCAGGAAAAAAGAUUUGUUUAAAGUUUAUAGUUCUCGGUCCACAUAGAAACUGAGCAGAGGUGGCACAGAAAGGGCCUUGUGUUCUCUCUGCCCCAAGAGGCUCCCAAACGUCCCUGCUACCAAGCGCCACUUUGGCCCCUGCACCCCGGGGAGCCCAGCCCCUGCCAGCCCGACACGGUGCCACUGCCAGCUCCCUGGGACGGCAGCCUCACCCCAGGCUGGCCCAGCUCGCCCACGAGCCUGGGAGAAGCCACAGCCUCCCCGGGUGCUGGGACUGAGCCGACUCAGGAGUCCUCAGAGCUCUGACUGGUUUGAACAGGACCCUUAAAAAAAAAAAAGAGCCUUGGACCAUGCACUACGUUGUAGGGACGAAACUUUGGGUCAUGGCAAAGUGAGGGCUGUGAAGCCAGGGACCAGGCUUCAAAUCCUACCUCUGCCCCUUAUGUGCUGUGCGCCCCCAGGCAAGUCACCUCGCCUCAUCUCUGAAAUGGGGACAGCAGUACCUACCUGGAAGGACCAUCUGCAGAUGGAACGAGAUUAAACCUGCAAAAAGACUCAGCAAAGGCUGGUUCCAGGGCAGGGACCGGGGAGAGCGUGAGGCCCUGCUCUUGGGUGCACGAUUUAAAGGGGGUGCGAAAAUCAGUCAUCAGGACAAAUUACUAUUUAAUGUAAUGGUGUUAAAAAUCAAAAUGUUUCC